CAAAGUAUUCACCUAUAUCUGGAUGUGACCGAUGCAGAGUCUGAGCAAGAUAAAGCAGACGUGUGUCAUAUGGAUGAGUGUGAUGAUGAAGAAGGGGAAUUCCUUGCUGAUAACCAGGGUGAAACUGGUCCUCAUGUGCAAGAUGAAGCUCAUCAGCCCAACAUUGACAAACCAGAGGACCACAUGAUGAAACUUCUUGCUUUCAUGCUUUUGACAUGGCAGUCAACCUUCAAGAUCUCUGACAAUGCAAUCACAUCACUUCUUCUGUGUCUCAAACACUUCAUGUUUAUUAUUGGAAAUGUUCUAUGUGCUGACUCUCUCACUGCUUUUGCCAACAAUAUUCCAAAGACUUUAUUCACCUUGAGGAAAUGGACUGGCAUUCUCCGGGACAACUUCUUACAAUAUGUUGUCUGCCCAAAAUGUAUGAGUAUAUACCCGCAUGCUGAAACCUACGAAACCAGACGAGAUGGCACCAAGGUUUGCAAGACUUGUGAUCGCAAACCAUUCUACAAUCACCCACAUAAAAGAUCUGCAUUAGGGAAGAAAUGUGGCUCUGCCUUGUUACGAAAGGUAGUCUCCUCCAGUGGUAAACAGUAUGUUAAUCCAAUACGUUCUUACUGUUUCAAUGGUGUUGUGCGGUCUCUGGGGGGACUUGUUAAAAGACCUGGAUUUGCAGAGAAAUGUGAAGCAUGGAGGAAGCGGAAAAUACCUGGUGGUGUGUUAGCAGACAUAUAUGAUGGACAAGUGUGGCAGGACUAUCAGUAUGUGAAUGGAGAAGCUUUUUUAGCAGUGCCAAAUAAUUUUGCCUUAAUGCUUAAUGUGGACUGGUUCCAACCAUUCAAAGAUGCACCUUACUCAGUUGGGGCCAUUUACUUGGUCAUUUUGAAUCUACCUCGAGAGGACCGCUUCAAGGAAGAAAAUAUGAUUCUCGUUGGGCUAAUACCUGGACCAAAAGAGCCAUCAUUGAACAUCAAUGCUUUCUUAGACCCCUUAGUAGAGGAACUUCAGGCACUCUGGGAUGGCAUCAUCCUGGAAGACAGCUCCUUCAUAGGACAUCAGGUGUAUCGAGCUGCUCUGCUUUGUCUUUCAUCAGACAUUCCAGCAACUCGAAAAUGUGGGGGCUUUGUUGGCCAUGGAGCAUACAGAGGAUGUCACAAGUGUUUGAAGACCUUCAGCAAGAAAGCAUUUGGUGAAAAAAUGGACUACUCAGGAUUUGACCGGUCUUCAUGGGAGCCUCGUUCAUCACAGGGUCAUAUCCACUGA
Messenger RNA from Engraulis encrasicolus (European anchovy), 1263 nucleotides. RefSeq lists its product as uncharacterized. Bases 70 to 1263 code for a protein of 397 amino acids. NCBI's taxonomy places the organism in Eukaryota, Metazoa, Chordata, Actinopteri, Clupeiformes, Engraulidae. The record is from RefSeq and is a predicted model, not a curated record. The transcript has 4 exons.